Molecule: messenger RNA, 1475 nt
Organism: Heteronotia binoei (common prickly gecko)
Lineage: Eukaryota; Metazoa; Chordata; Lepidosauria; Squamata; Gekkonidae
Gene: CLDN23
Product: claudin 23
Exons: 2
Coding region: 122-886 (254 amino acids)
Biological process (GO): bicellular tight junction assembly; cell adhesion
Cellular component (GO): plasma membrane; bicellular tight junction
Molecular function (GO): structural molecule activity
Source: RefSeq, a predicted model, not a curated record
GUUUCGGUCAAAGUAGCCAGCUCCUUUUCACUGCGCACACGAAGGGGAGAAAGCGACACGUACAGCUGGUGCUUCUGCAACAAGCUGAAGCCAGAUCUGAGCUGGCUCGCUUUGGCACAGUAUGCGGACCCCGACGGCCAUGAUUGUGGGCAUCGUACUAGGUCCCUGUGGCCUUGUCCUGAACCUGACCAGCACACUGGCUCCCAACUGGAGGGAUGUGACGCGGAUCCCUGAGAGGCCUUCUGACAUCAUCCAGCACCAGGGCCUCUGGGAUAUCUGCGAGGAAUCUCAAAGCAGUCACGAGACCCGGUGCAAUAUCCAAGACAGCCUUGGAUACUAUUCCCAGCAACCCGUGCAAGUGUCCAAAGGGCUCAUGCCUUCGUCUCUGGCAGUCCUUGUCCUUGGGCUGGUUGUGGCUUCGCUGGGCGUGCGCUGCUGGACGGAAACACCCCACAACCUGCUGGCUGGGCUGGGCGGCCUGUUGCUUUUCAUUUCUGGGCUGCUGAGCCUCACUGCAGUCUCCUGGUACAAUAAUGAACUUUCCAACCUUCCCGCCACUACUGGCAGCACCCUGCAGGUAGGCUACUGCCUGGUCCUUGGUUACCUAGGUAGCUGCCUGGAAAUCAUCGGGGGCAUCUCCCUUACGUUCAGCUUUUACCAGUACUACAAGGAACGUAAGCUAAAGAAAGCUGCUGCAAAUUACAAUUAUCCACCUGCCAACAAGCAGGACCCAGCCAUUGCUUACUCUGUCUACAGCAAAGAUUUUGAAAUAAAUUACAGGACUUCAAUGCCAACGUCGUACACCAAUGAUCUUGAUGUAUUGGAGGAUGAACGUAUGAGUAAGUACAGCUACAAGAGCAGGCUGCCAUGUGACUCAGAUUUAUAGCCCUGCUCAGGAAGACCUUUGCAACAGGGGAUAAAGUACAAGUGGGACUAAGGAGGAAAGCUUAUUACAGAAGCAUGUUAGGAUAACAAGUGGUGUCCAACCUGGGGCGUGUCCAUCAGCAAAUUCUGAACCUCUUCCUACCUUUCUGCAACAGGGUGCAGCACUUGUGUCUCUUUCAUCACUGGAGAAUCUUAGAGCUGUAUAUAUUUUGUACAAUUUCUUCAUUCAAUGUUUUGUUAAGUGUUACCUGGACAUUAAAUUACAACUGUGGAAAUAAUGGCUUGGGGGCUGCAAGAAAUUUCUGCAAAUGGAAAAGAUGCGUGAAUGAUUUUCACUGACACCCCAAAUGCUAUCCUGGGGGCACGGGGGGUUCCUGUCUUCCGGAUUGUUUUACAUUGUGGUGAGAGGGGAGAGGUAAAGAAGUGCCGCUCUGCUGAUGGAGAUCCACCAGGUUCCAAGCCUAUCAAUAUCUCCAUCCACAUAAUUAGGGGGAGAAAUCAUCUUCAGCAAGAACACAGCCAUCAAUUUUUAUAAGCAUGAGAACUCAAUACAUUUAAUUUAUGAAAGAAUGUGAAUAAAAUAAAAAAAA